AACGAUUCAAUGUGUAUCUUAUGCCUACACCAAAUUUAGAUAUCUAUGGGGAAUGUACAAUGCAGAUCACACAUGAAAACAUCUAUCUCUGGGACAUCCACAAUGCCAAGGUCAAGUUGGUCAUGUGGCCUCUGAGCUCUUUGAGGAGAUACGGACGUGAUUCUACAUGGUUCACAUUUGAGUCUGGAAGGAUGUGUGACACAGGAGAAGGGCUGUUCACCUUUCAGACACGAGAAGGGGAAAUGAUAUAUCAGAAAGUCCAUUCCGCAACACUGGCAAUAGCAGAGCAGCAUGAAAGAUUAAUGAUGGAGAUGGAGCAGAAGGCACGGCUCCAGACCAGUCUGUCUGAACCAAUGACAUUAUCCAAGUCGAUCUCACUUCCUCGUAGUGCAUAUUGGCAUCAUAUCACCCGGCAGAACAGCGUUGGAGAAAUCUACAGUUUACAAG
This is a messenger RNA of Tauraco erythrolophus (red-crested turaco), 447 nucleotides long. The record is from RefSeq and is a predicted model, not a curated record. Lineage: Eukaryota; Metazoa; Chordata; Aves; Musophagiformes; Musophagidae.